Molecule: messenger RNA, 903 nt
Organism: Coniophora puteana RWD-64-598 SS2
Lineage: Eukaryota; Fungi; Basidiomycota; Agaricomycetes; Boletales; Coniophoraceae
Exons: 12
Coding region: 1-903 (300 amino acids)
Source: RefSeq, a predicted model, not a curated record
AUGGAGACUGUUACGAUUGUAAACUCCUACGUCACUAGGUCACAAUAUGCGGCGAUUCUGAGCUAUGGUGAUGUUGCCCUCCUGGUGAUGGUUCUCUAUGAUUGGGUCAUACACCUUGGGGAAGAAGUGGGCUUGAUUUGGAAUAAGAAGCCCACGUGCAUGACCAUCCUUUACUUCCUGUCUUUGUCGUCUUACUCUGCAUAUAUCGACUCCCCACCUCCUACCUGUCGCUCUUCGAAGUUCAUCCGCACUCUUCUUUUUGUCAUGUUCGUCGUUGCCCAGGCGUCCGCUCUCACAGGACUGGUUUUUAUUACCGAGAAGGAGAUCAACGCAUAUCAGUAUGUCGGACAGGGCUAUUGUACCGUCCCAGACUUCAAAACGUCGGACAGCUCAUGGGAAGAUACACUCAAUGUGACGUGUCCAAUUGCGUUUGAGAUUAUGAUCUGUGCCCUUGCUCUGUACCGUUGGUCUACGCGGUUUAGAACGUCUCGGCGGCACCUCAUGCAAUGGUCUGUAAAUGAUGUACUGACAACCCUUAUUCGCGAUAACAUCAUGUACUUCAUUAUUGCCGUCAUCUGUCUUGGUAUAACGUCGAGAUGGGCCCUACCUGCCGCAGAGGUUGAAGGCUUUACUUCAUCGGCUGCGUGGUACAUCAACAUCCUUUACGCGAGCCAAGUUUGCUUGUUCUCUAUGACAGGUCCUCGCAUGAUUCUCAAUAUACGAAAACACUAUACGAACGACGACAAAGUUCCCCGAGGCACGUCGAGGGAUACAAAUCCUUACCAGUUUACCAGCGUGCUCGAGGACGCCUCGACUAACCCAGAGGACUCGAGCAUGACGUACGUCAGUCAGUCGGCCUGGAGCGGCGCUCGUAGCUUUUCUGAUCUAGUAGAGGAUGCAUAA